Messenger RNA from Doryrhamphus excisus (bluestripe pipefish), 4844 nucleotides. Lineage: Eukaryota; Metazoa; Chordata; Actinopteri; Syngnathiformes; Syngnathidae. The record is from RefSeq and is a predicted model, not a curated record.
AAGGACAGAAUGAGAGGAGACAAGAGCCGGACCUUCUAUUUAUUCUCCCUUUCCCUCCCACUUUCGGUGUCCAUAAGGGAGAAGAGAGAAAUGUGAGCUUUCUAACACGGGGGAAGAGAGGAUGGAGGAGGCAGGGAAGCAGGGAAGGAGCGAGUGAGGGAGAGGGAAGGAGGGAUGGAUGGAGGAAGCGGGAGAGUUAGAAAGAGGUGGACGAACACACGAUACGCAGAGAAGACAAGAGUAGGAAGGCAAGAAGGGAGCAAAGAAGAAGAAGAAAGUAGUGAGAUUCUGUAGCUGGGUAGACCGCGAGAUAGAUUACUUCACUACACACACUUCCUUUUACCACUUGGGAACGAGGGAUGCAUCAUGAAGUCUCAGCAGAAGUGCAUCGUGGUCUUUGCCCUGGUGUGCUGCUUCGCCGUGUUGGUGGCUUUGAUCUUCUCGGCCGUGGACAUUUGGGGCGAGGACGAGGAUGGAAUCACGGAGGACAACUGCAGCAGGGACUGCAGUUUUGUCAUGCAUUACUCAGAGUUGUCCUGGUGGAGAACAUCCCGGAGGACCUCUCCUUCCCAAACAACACCGCGUCCCACCUCCCGCUCUCGGCAGGGCUCUUCAACUUACUGGAUCAAGCCAUGCGCGUUGUGGAGAUUGUGUCCCCGCUGUGGCUUCUCAACUCCUCAGAAUACGAGUCCAGCUUCCAGCCAGCUGCCAGACAGGGCAGACUUCUGCUGUCCAGGCUGCUGGCACUGAAGGCCAAGAAAGUCCAGUUGAAGAUCUCCAGCGGGAUCGCAGAAUCGACAGAACUGAAGCUGCUCACCAAAGCAGGUGCCGAGGUUCACUUUGUGAACACCACAGUGCUGACCAAGGGUCACCUUCACUCAUCCUUCUGGGUGGUCGACAGGAGACACUUCUACAUCGGCAGCGGCAGCAUGGAUUGGAGAUCCCUGGCCAUCAGGAAGGAGCUGGGCGUGCUGGUGUACAAUUGCAGCUGUCUGGCGUUAGACCUCCACAGGGUGUUCAACAUCUACUGGGGGCUGCAGUCCAAAGAAUUCAUUCCUUCCUUCUGGUCCAAGCGCCUCUUUGCCCUCUUCAACAAGGACUCGCCUCUGGAGGUCAACUUCAACAACACCAAGGCUCAGGCUUACGUCUCUACCUCCCCAGAUGCCUUCAUUCCCAAAGAUCGGAGCAGUGACCUGGAAGCCAUUUCCCGGGUCAUUAAAGACGCCCGUCACUUCAUAUACAUCUCCAUCACGGAUUACCUUCCCCUCCUCAACACCAGUGUUUACAGGUACUGGUCUCGCAUUGACAGCUUUAUUCGGGAGGCUCUGAUCCUGAGAAGAGUCAGAGUUCGUCUGCUGAUAAGUUGCAGAGAAAACACUCAUCCGCUGACGUUCAACUUUGUGUGGUCUCUGAGGAGUCUGUGCAUGGAGCAGGCUAACUGCUCCCUGGAAGCUAAGUUCUUCAACCCGAGGGUACAGAGAGAUGGAAGUCUCCAAGGGAUAAACCACAACAGGUUCAUGGUGACGGACAGAGCAGUUUAUUUGGGUAAUUUGGACUGGGUUGGGAAUGAGUUCACCUACAACGCGGGAGCAGGCCUGGUCAUCAAUCAACUGGAGGGCGUGGAGGAGAGGAACUUUACGUUGGUGGAUCAUCUCCGAGCUGCCUUCGAGAGGGACUGGUUUUCCAGUUACAGCCGCACCCUUCAAGCCAACAAGAUCCCAGUGUGUAACAAUAACCAGAUGAACAAGAUGGUGCCGGUCAAAGCCAGCCAGCUGGAUCACGGACCAGCACCGAUGAGGAACAAUCCCAAUGACGAAGGACAGCAGAGUGAGACGAACAGACUGGAUCCAGGUGGAGAUACUUUGCAGCAGAAAAUCCGCCUUCUUGAACAGAAACAGGCACUAAUCAAAAGGACUGCGUGGGAGGACACAAAUAGUCCGUCGUCUGAGACCAGCGGCAGCAGAGAGAUCCUCCACGGUCCCCUGUGACUGGGAAAAAACGAUUCCUGGAUCUUUGUAGCAUUUUAUGAUUGGCCUUUUGUAGUUAACUAGAGUAGCUCUUAGUUUCCAGAACAGAGGACCUCAGGAAGAAACCUCAAUGCUUCUCUCUGAUGCUACUCGUGCUGUUUGGGAAAGACUUAGCGGUUCUGAAUAGGGAUGCUCUGAUCAGGGUCUUAAGCUACCGAUUACGAUAUCGAUCACUCAUUAACGUGAUCAGCCGAUACUGAUACCGAUCACAUGGAUUAACACUACAUUUUUAGAUUUUUUUUGUUAUAAUGAUAGUUAUAGGCGGCACGGCGGUCGAGUGGUUAGCGCACAGACCUCACAGCUAGGAGAUCAGGGUUCAAUUCCACCCUCGGCCAUCUCUGUGUGGAGUUUGCAUGUUCUCCCCGUGCAUGUGUGGGUUUUCUCCGGGUACUCCGGUUUCCUCCCACAUUCCAAAAACAUGCUAGGUUAAUUGGCGACUCCAAAUUGUCCAUAGGUAUGAAUGUGAGUGUGAAUGGUUGUUUGUCUAUAUGUGCCCUGUGAUUGGCUGGCCACCAGUCCAGGGUGUACCCUGCCUCCUGCCCGAAGACAGCUGGGAUAGGCUUCAGCACCCCCCGCGACCCUUGUGAGGAAAAGCGGUAGAAAAUGAAUGAAUGAUAGUUAUUGGUCAGGGGUGGCGUUCCAAUUUGGGAUCGGCAUACGCUGAUCACAUGAUUUAUUUUAUUUUUUUACAGAAAUCAUCUGACAUUGAUCAGUGGUUGAUCGAUCGGAGCAUCCCUAGGUCUGACGUCAUGGAAUUGCCUCAUAGCACUUACUAAGAAUCAAUAAGAUUGUUCUGAUGUCAUCAGUCACUAGGGGUCAUAUUUGCAUGGUAUUCUGGGAUUGCUAUGAUAUGCUGUCAUUCUCGUCCCAAAUUCCCCCUUUUUAGUGUUUUUCUCAGCAUUUGAAUACAAUUUCUAGCUGAUGGUAAUAUUAUAUGGCUUUGCACGCACAAGCUGGGAUACAUUUGCAUGUUUAUGCAAAGAAAGGAAACCAUUGCAAAAUCUUUAUGUAGCCAUGAAGUGUACUCUCAAACAACUUAAGAGUAGUUAAAGUUAUCAACGCUACUAAGUAUGUGCUGACAUUUAAGACUGCACAUGUAAUUUAGUCAUCUAACUGCAUCGCCGCUAAAAGCACUCUUUAAAAUUAAAAGUAUCAGGGUCUGCACAGAUUUUUUUUUUUAUAAUGAACAUAAAUAAAAACCAGUGAAUCACGGAGCUCUAAAACGUCAAAUCAUUCCUUCAGUACAUUUUAAGCAGCUGAAAGCAUUCAUUAACAUUUAAGCUGCUGCGUUAUUUUCUGGCGUAAAAAGGGUCUAAGAGUUCUUUUAGACAAACAUUGCAGUGUCUGUGACACUGAAUUUCCACUGAAUGAAUACCAAAGGCGCAAUUAGGGGUGGCUUCAGGGUGUGUCCAUUGUCGGCCAAAUCAGUAUAAUUAAUUUUUAACACAAAUUGACUCAUGUCAUGUUCAGUCUCUUGGACAUGUGUGUGUGAAUCUCAUACGUUUGACAUGCGGACAAGGAGCAAUUCAUUUCGCCUGUACUUAAAGCUUGUAGUCAUUUUGAAUGACUAUUACAUCUUUUGUGUAAUGUAGAUGCCUUUAUUAAACCUCUAAAGCUAUUCAUCUGGGAUCAUUUGCAGACAAAAUACAUUCUGUAAAUAGGAUUUGCGCCUGCCCCCUAUAAACAUCACAUGUAUAAUUGAGCCAGUAUCAAUAUUUUUACAGCCAUUUACAGGAAAUAGGCGUUACUCAAGAUGGGACUGAACCUCAGUGGAUAUCCAGCACUGCCUAGUGGUGACUGUGCAAACGCCAGGAUGGCAAACAGCAUCGUGAUGUUAAUAGUGUUACAUCAACAGAAGCACAAUCCAACCCAGAAAUAUCAUAAAUAUCAGUCAUAUUCCCUUGCGAUGCACUGAGGCAGUACACAGGCACAAUACACACAUCUGGUCUGUUUUCCAGAUGUUUUCCAAUUAGUCAAUAGUAUUGUGUCAGUAUAACCCUUAUGGAAUUAGCUACAAUCUAUAAACUGCUGAUAUUCUAAUGGGGGUGACACAAGAUAUAUAUCAUGGUGUCAUUAUUUUUGUAAAAUUGGGAACAUUUUCAUUUUUGCUGUUUCUUCUUAUGUUUUUUUAGGUUUUCUUAUCAUAUUUGAGUUUAUCGCCAUAAUAUUUUGACUUUAUUCUUCCAACAUUUACUUUUUCCGCAACCUAAUUUUUCAUAAAAUGGGUUAGGGUUAUCAUCUUUAUCUGCCGUUUUGUAAACAAAUUUGCAAACUGCAAACUAAUUUAUACUAUACUACCAAAAUGAUGUUAUUUUUCCAAAUAUUGCCAUUUCAUUCUCCUAAAAUUACUACUUUUUUCUCAUUUUUAUUUUGAUUCUCUUCUUGUAAGAAACAAAAAUGACUUAGAAUGUGCUGUGUAAAACACUAUAAUAUAAAGUACAAUAUAAAAACAAUAUAAAACAAUAUAAAAACAGCCGUGUGCUGCAAAUAACGCCCAGGCCGUACUUUGGACACUUCAAAUGGAAAAUGUACACUUAAAGGUGUUUUUUUUCCACUUUUUAACCUCCACAUACAACUGUAAAAGUUUUUUGUUAUUAAACGUCGCCUACCUUUAUGCUGCUUCUGGCAUGACCGCUGCCUUGCAUGCCCUGCUCACUUGUGCACUGUAGAUAUGCGCCUUUCUACUCUUAACACCCAACGAUAUAUACCUUUAAAACACAUGAGGAGGAAUGCAUAUUUAUUUUAAUAAUAAUAAUAAUGAUACCUUUGUUAAAGCACACUACUGGAUUAUCUGACUGCUGCAUUUUUACUGUUAAU